AAGCCCUCGGUCUGCGGCGGCUUCCGUCACGUUGUGUCGCUGGUUCCCGCGCGGUGCCUUGUGGGCGCUUGGCGGAAUUAUGGUGGUGGCGUAGGGCCUGGUUGCGCAGGGCGGGGGGAGGCCGCGGACACUUAAAAUGACAACAGCAGCAAGACCAACAUUUGAACCUGCGAGAGGAGGAAGAGGAAAAGGUGAAGGAGACUUAAGUCAGCUAUCCAAACAAUAUUCCAGCAGAGACCUUCCUUCUCAUACUAAAAUCAAAUACAGACAGACCACUCAGGAUGCUCCUGAAGAGGUGCGUAACCGUGAUUUCAGAAGGGAGCUAGAGGAGAGAGAACGGGUUGCUGCAAGAGAAAAGAAUAGAGACAGACCAACCAGAGAACACACAACUUCAUCUUCUGUGUCUAAGAAGCCUCGGCUAGACCAGAUUCCUGCAGCAAAUCUUGAUGCAGACGAUCCUCUUACUGAUGAAGAUGAUGAAGAUGAGGACUUGGAAGACAGUGAUGAUGAUGACACUGCAGCUCUUCUGGCUGAACUGGAAAAAAUCAAGAAAGAACGAGCUGAGGAGCAGGCUCGAAAGGAACAAGAGCAAAAGGCUGAAGAAGAAAGAAUUCGGAUGGAGAACAUUCUGAGUGGUAACCCACUGCUGAACCUUACUGGCCCAGCACAGCCUCAAGCAAACUUCAAAGUGAAGAGGAGAUGGGAUGAUGAUGUUGUCUUCAAGAAUUGCGCCAAGGGGAUAGACGAAACAAAAAAGGACAAAAGAUUCGUGAAUGAUACUCUGCGAUCAGAAUUUCACAAAAAGUUCAUGGAAAAAUAUAUAAAGUAAUACAGUUUUAUGUGCAGUGGUGCUGAAGGACUUGGAAGGUCAUGGUUGUUCCCUCCCUUUCCCGCAGAAUUCAAGGCUGAAUAUUUGGUCAUGAAUUCCCAAAUGCUUUUCCAAGAUCAUCAACCACUUCAUAAUUAAUAAUUGCUAUGUAUCUGGAGUUUUUAUUCCUGCAAUAUGUUUUCCUUUUCAGUUUUAAUUAAAUCAAUUUGUGUUUCAUGAAUGUUUUUCUGUUCACGUGCAUUUACUUUUACUGGCCUCCUUGUAAAUGGUAGAAGAGAGAAGCUGGUUUGCAAUAAAUGCUUCUAAUUGUUUAAA
Molecule: messenger RNA, 1144 nt
Organism: Aquila chrysaetos chrysaetos
Lineage: Eukaryota; Metazoa; Chordata; Aves; Accipitriformes; Accipitridae
Gene: CWC15
Product: CWC15 spliceosome associated protein homolog
Exons: 7
Coding region: 137-829 (230 amino acids)
Biological process (GO): mRNA cis splicing, via spliceosome
Cellular component (GO): catalytic step 2 spliceosome
Molecular function (GO): RNA binding
Source: RefSeq, a predicted model, not a curated record